UAAGUAUCUAGAUCUACCAUCGAUAAGAUACGGAUCAUUAAUAAUUUAAUAAAGAUCUUGAUAUCUUAGAGUAUUUUUAAUAUAGAUAGUAAAUUCAAAAUUGGUAUUUAUAAUUUUAUCUGGGUUAACUGAUUGAGAAUUACUGGUAUGGCUUUUUUAACUUUAGCUGUUUGCUGCCUUCUGAGCUUAUCAGUGGUUCACAGCCAGCCUUCAGAAGCUGAGAAUGAUCACACAGUAUUUGUUCUGAUAGGUGGAACAGGAGAUUUAGCAGCCAAGUAUUUAUGGCAAGGUGUGUUCAAUGUGUAUCGCUCUUACAUGGACAGAGCACAGUCUAGUGAAUCUAUAGGUGGGCCACUUAUAGUCAACCUAACCUUCGAUUUUUUCACUGCUGCCAGACAAAGCCAAGAUUUGGGAAACGCAACUGUGAAGAAAAUUCUCUCCUACAAUGUCACCUGUGAUCAGGAAAGUGAAGAUGGCUUUUCCCUCUCACUGUGUCAGAAGUGGAAAUCAGAGCUAAUCAACAAAGUGGUCUAUACUCCGUUGCAAAAUGAAGAAGAUUUUGUUUCCCUGUGCUCUCAGAUCAUCAGCAAAUUUUCACUUUCUGCUUCUCAAGCAAAGAAAGAGGUUUUGAUAUAUAUGGCGAUAGCUCCUUCGGCAUAUGAAUCUGUCCUGCAAAACUUGAAUAAGCAUUGCCAUGGUCUUCGGGAAAAUAAAGUGAAAAUCAAAGUAGCUCUAGAGAAACCCUUUGGGAUAGACAAAGCCAGUGCAGAGACGAUGUCUAAACAGAUUUUAAAGUACUUCAGAGAAGAUGAAAUUUAUAGAGUGGAUCAUUUUUUGGGCAAACCAGUAGUGAAAGCUAUUUUGCCGUUUAGAGCUCAAAAUUCCGAGAUAGAAAAGAUUUUAGACAAAGAUCAUGUUGAAAAAGUUGAAAUAUUUCUUAAAGAAACUAUUGGAAUUGAAGAUCGAGUUCAUUUAUACAAUUCUUUGGGUGUCUUGCGAGAUAUUCACCAGAAUCAUUUGACACAGCUGUUAACACUUGUUGCUAUGGACUUACCUUCAGACCUUAGAGAUACAGCUAAAGUCCAAGAGAAUAAAGAACGACUUCUUCGUCAGGUUGAGACCGUACGCAGGCACAACUCAUUGUUUGGACAAUUUUCAGAUUAUGCUGACCUUGUGAAAAAACUGGAGUCCAAUCUAUCUGUUUCAGUUGAUGUUCCCACUUUUGCUGCCACUGUUGUGAAGAUAAACUCCCCCAGAUGGCGCAGUGUACCAUUUCUGUUAGUGUCUGGCAAAUCCCUGGAUAUCAGGGAAAGUUUUGUUCGAAUCAUUUUCAAAAACAAUUACGUUUGUGUUUCUCAAUGUGAUGACCAGACAGGGAAUGAACAAAGUAGCUACUUUAAGCAAGUGGUAUUUCAUAUAGGUCAUGGAAGUGUCAAGAGACCAUCUAUUCUAGUUUCCAAGUCUUUCAGAAAUCCAGUUUGUCCUGACAAUUUUUUAGAAUCCAUUGAUCCAAGUUUGUUUACAUCAGUUUCUGUGUAUGGCGAAAAAGCCAGUCACUUUUAUGUUUGUUCCGUUGUCAAAGAUAUACCUGCGUAUGAAUCAAUUAUUUCAAAUAUGUUGGUUGGCAAGCAGGAGAAUUUUGUCAAUACAAAGAUAUUACUUCUCUCCUGGCAGAUAUGGGAUUAUCUGGUGAAUGCUGAGAAGAAAGUUAGAAUCUAUGAUAAAUCAGAUCCCAGGGGGCAUUUAAACUUUGUUAUUAAAGAGAGCCAGCUGGAAUAUGUACAUGAUGAUGAUGAAGGCAAUGUAGUCAUAGAAGAUGAGAAAGUAGUGACCCACAGUGAGGUAAUGCAUGAGUAUGUUCAGACCCCUGCAACCUUUCUCGGGCGCAAGCUGAAGACGAGCCACAGUGACCAUUUAGCAUUUUUAUUGGCCAGAGAUAUCGACUUGGCUGCUGGUGUUGAAAUACAGAAUAAAGGUUCCUUUCAUAUUGCUUUCUCUGGUGGGACAUCCUUAACAAAACUGUUUCAGGUGCUUGCACAGUCUUUUGCCAACUUGCACUGGCAUUCAAUCCAUGUGUGGCAGGUAGACGAGCGUUGUGUGCAUCAUCAGGAUGAGCGCUCAAAUUUCCAGAUGCUGGACAGGGAGCUGUUACGGUUUGUGGACAUACCUUAUUCCAACAUCCAUGCCAUGCCUGUGUACACUGGUGGCAUGUUGUGUGAUGAUGAACUGGGAGGGGCUCAUGCGUACGCUGACUCUCUUCGGCAUAUUGUCCCCAACUCACAGUUAGACUACGUCAUUUUAGGCCUAGGUGCAGAUGGCCACACUGCUUCACUGUUUCCUUUUAGCUCCGACAUUCAUGUAGACACUAACACAUUUGUCGUCACCACGGACGAUGGCCCGGCGGAGACCAAUCGCCGCAUGACAAUUACAUUGCCUUUAAUAAACAAAGCUAAGAAUGUUGCCAUAUUUGUGACUGGUAAACAUAAAAGAGAUAUUGUUAACCAAUUGGAAACCUCCAAAUCAGUGGAUAAGUAUCCUGUAUUGGGAGUCAAUCCAAUAAAUGGAACAGUUACUUGGUAUAUGGAUUACAAUGCAUAUACUGGAGGUAUCCAUGUACUUUAAUAUGUGUAAUAUAUUUUUAAAGAAUAAAUGAAAUGUGUUUUUGAAUAUUUUUCUAUUUAUUUACAGUAUAUGUGGGUGCAAUUCUAAUCAUAUUUUAAUAUUUACUGAAAGAAAAUGUUUUAGAAAGAUUGUUUUAUUUUAGAAUAGAAAUUAAAUUUAUUGUUCUUUUUAUAGUAAUGAGAUUUUCACAUUCCAAAAUUAUCACUACAAAAUGUGACUUUUUUCUUUUUCUAUCAUUGGGUGUUUAAAGUAUAAGUAAUUGUGUUGAUUUGUUUAAAUUAAUGCACACAUAAUAAGUAGUAUUAUUAGUUAGUUAAUUGCAAAGCAGACUUUUUAAUUAUUUUUUUUAUUGCUUAGUUUAUUUUUUUUUUUGGGGGGUGGGGGUUCACAUUUAAGUUAGCUUAUAUAUAUAUAUAUAUAUAUAUAUAUAUAUAUAUAUAUAUAUAUAUAUAUAUAUAUAUAUAUAUAUAUAUAUAUAUAUAUAUAUAUAUAUAUAUAUAUUAAUGGUCAUGUUGCAAUUUGCAUUUUUGUUUUAAAAUGCAACUAAAAUUUAUUAUUAAAUAUUUUUUGUUAAAUGGUUUUGAUGUGCCAUAAACUAUUUUACUAAAAAAAAAUGCAACUUAUUCUUUAAUGACUUUGAUGUCCUCUGAACUAUAAAGACAGUAUUGUGACACCUUAAUAUAGCUUUGACAAGUUUAAACUCUGUACAUCCUAUCCUGACAACUUGGCCUAAAUUGUGCUGGCUGAUGGGCAAUUAACAAAACCUACUUAGUGCAUUUGUUAUUUUUAGAAAACCAAUGUUAUUUUUAUCAGUUAUUCAAUUAUGAUUAGUGAGUAAGAGUAUACUAAAUAAUAAAAUAUCUGAAUCAAAUCCAGCUCAAUUUAUGUCAAUCUGUAAUCAUCACUUUAUGUUAAAUGCUUAUAACAAGUUUGUCUGAUAAGCAUGAAUGAUGAAUCUACAUACUAAUUAUGCAUUGGUAUUUCAGUUGAUAUAAUUUUUGAUUGAUUAUUGAUUUUUAUGUUGCAAAUCAAUUUUUUGUUGUUUUGUUUUGACUUGUGAAGAAAUGUUUGUCAUUGUGAAUUCUCAUGCUGUUUUCUUAAUUCUUUUUGUAUUUCAUUUUGUCUGCUUUUAAAUAUUUAAGAAAUUUAAUCUUUCUGUAAAAAUAAAAUGGGUGUUGGAUUAACUUCUCUAAUCAUCUUAAAACACUUGUUAAAUCUGUUGGUAUUACAAAUGUUGCAUUGGUUCAAGAUAUUGUUCUUUAUAAUGUUCUUAAAGAAAUGUUUCAAAUAUGGACAUUAUUUAUGGUCCAAAACAUUUUUCUUCAUAUAAUUGAUAGUCUAAAUAAGACUAUGUUUAUUUGAGAUUUUUGCAUGUGUUUUUUUUUUUUUUUUUAAACUUUUUUUAUUCAUCACAAUGUAAGUCCAGUUUUUUCUGCAUAUGUUUUUGUUGAAUGUUUAAGAGAAUUCGGAAAAUUAUUAUUUAUUGACAUGUUUUAGAAUAUAUUGUUUUAGCAUUUAAUAACAUAAUUAAAUAUUUGUUCAAUACACAUUGACACAAAUCGA
Molecule: messenger RNA, 4185 nt
Organism: Biomphalaria glabrata
Lineage: Eukaryota; Metazoa; Mollusca; Gastropoda; Planorbidae
Product: GDH/6PGL endoplasmic bifunctional protein-like
Exons: 4
Coding region: 148-2622 (824 amino acids)
Biological process (GO): glucose metabolic process; pentose-phosphate shunt; pentose-phosphate shunt, oxidative branch
Cellular component (GO): endoplasmic reticulum
Molecular function (GO): glucose-6-phosphate dehydrogenase activity; NADP binding; 6-phosphogluconolactonase activity
Source: RefSeq, a predicted model, not a curated record